UUGGCUUUUGUAAAUGGGUUGAGGUGCCGGGAAUGCAGCCGGGAAUACCCGGGUGAGGCCCUCAACGUCUGUGACUUCUGCUUCGGACCGCUGGAGGUGGUGUACGACUACGCCACCAUUUCUGAGGUGGUCAGCCAUGACCGCAUCGCCGCCGGCCCCCUGAGCAUCUGGCGCUAUCAUGACCUGCUGCCAGCCAGCGGCGAGGAUCCGGUGGAUAUAAUGGCCGGGUUUACCCCGUUGCUAAAGGCCCGCAACCUGGGCAAGCUACUGGGAUUGAACAACCUGUACAUCAAGAAUGACAGCGUCAAUCCCUCCUAUUCCUUCAAAGACCGUGUGGUCUCGGUUGCCGCUACCAAGGCAGUGGAGUUCGGAUUUGAGACCAUUGCCUGCGCCUCCACCGGCAACCUGGCUUGCAGCGUGGCGGCACAUGCCGCCCGGGCCGGCCUGAAGUCCGUGGUGUUCAUUCCCUCGGAUCUGGAACGGGGGAAAGUGAUUGGCGCGGCUGUUUACGGUCCCACCAUGGUAGCGGUGGACGGCACCUACGACGAGGUUAACCGCCUUUGCAGCGAGGUGGGCGACAAUUACCCCUGGGCCUUUGUAAACAUCAACAUGCGCCCCUACUACGCCGAGGGCAGCAAGACCCUGGGCUACGAGGUGGCGGAACAGUUGGGUUGGCGCAUACCCGACCACGUGGUGAUUCCAUCGGCCUCCGGCGCCAUGUUUACAAAGAUCUGGAAGGGCUUCAACGAACUGGCCUGCCUAGGCCUUCUGGACGGAGUGGAUGCCAUGACUUUUGGCCCCGACCAGAACACGGUGCACCAUCCCGCCAUCACUACCAGGAUGCAUAUGGCCCAGGCCGAAGGCUGCUCCCCUAUCGUCAGCGCCUGGUCCAACGGGCAGACCCACAUUCGCCCGGUACGGCCCGACAGCAUUGCCAAAUCGCUUGCUAUCGGCAAUCCGGCCGACGGCAUUUAUGCUCUUAAAGUUAUCAAGGCGUCCGACGGUUCAGCCUAUGCGGUACCCGAAUCCCUGGUGGUCGAAGGCAUCAAGUUGCUGGCAGAGACCGAGGGUAUCUUUACCGAGACCGCCGGUGGCGUCACCGUUUCUGCCCUGAAGCACCUGGCAGAAAGCGGCGCCAUCAAGCCUGAUGAAUUGACCGUCGCCUACAUUACCGGCAAUGGCCUGAAAACCCAGGAGGCGGUUGAAGAAGUCGUCAACCCACUGCUGGUUAAGCCCACCAUGAGUUCCUUCGAGGAAGCACUGGAGGGCCGCGCCGCAGUAGGCGGCUAG
This is a messenger RNA of Geodia barretti, 1290 nucleotides long. NCBI's taxonomy places the organism in Eukaryota, Metazoa, Porifera, Demospongiae, Tetractinellida, Geodiidae. The record is from the annotation of a GenBank genome assembly.